AUGAACUUUGCUUGCGGUACAUGCUGGAAAACAUGGCCUACUUUGCGAUCCCGUGACCAGCAUGUAGCAGACACUUCACAUGAAGUCCCAGACUUUGAAUGCUACACAUGUGAUCGCUACUUCAAGAGCCAUUCUUCUCUUGAGCAGCAUAUGAAUGAUCUCGGCCACUGGGAUGCUUCAGCGUUGGAUUCAUCGGAAGAGUCCACCUACUAUUGCGAUUUCGACUAUUGUGACGAGGAACUUGAUACUUUAGAUGAUCUGAGGAAUCAUGAGAUCAACGAUCAUCUCUAUUGUGAUCCGUGUGAUCGGUCUUUUAAAGACUUGAACAGCAUCAAGAUGCAUCUCCGAAGUAGGGUACACCAAGGAGAGAGUCAGCCCUGCCCUUUCUGCGGCCAUCUAUACGUAACUGCAGCGGGUGUCUUCCAGCAUCUUGAGAAUAACGGCUGUCCCAAAGCUCCUUUAAACAGGAUGAUGGUUUACGAGACAGUUAAGAAUCGGGAUCCAAACGGCUUGCUGACCAUGAAACUCCUCGACUGGUCCCAGCCCGCCGAGUACAAGGCCACUGAAAGAUCCUGGAAUGCAACCACAAGGACUUUCAAUUGCUCCCUCUGUGGGUCUCGUUUCAACAGGCUCCAAUCUCUUAAUCAGCAUCUUCAGUCGCCAAAGCACGAGCAAAAGUUGUACCAUUGUCCAAAAAAGGGUUGUGAUAGGCAAUUCAACACGCUUGCUGCCAUUACCAAUCACUUGGAAAGCGAGCAAUGCAAUUUCAUGCGCUUUGAGGAUGUUCAAAAGGCUGCAAGUCGAAUUUUCGACCCUGGUCGUAUGAUCGCUUUUUAG
Messenger RNA from Fusarium sp. VM40, 837 nucleotides. The record is from the annotation of a GenBank genome assembly. NCBI's taxonomy places the organism in Eukaryota, Fungi, Ascomycota, Sordariomycetes, Hypocreales, Nectriaceae.